UUAGAAAUAACGAUAAAGGAGGAAUUUCUCUCUCUUCCAAUUGGUUUCCUGAAAGAGAUUCUUGCCGAUGAAGGUAUCUGUGUAGUCAUCGAGAACCUAAUUCCGGUUGCAGAGGAACGGGAAAGGGCGGUGUUGGAAGCUGUUUUUAAGUAUGUGGAACAUGAUCUAGCAAACCGAAAAAAGAAUUUGCCAGAAUUGUUAUCUUUAGUACGACUUCCAACCAUAUCAAAGUCUUAUUUGAAAGAAAUCCUGUUACAUAAGCUUCUUGCAAACUCGUGCACAGAAUGGAUUGCAAAGGCACAGAAACUGCAAAUUGAUUCCUCUGAGAAAGACUCACCGGAUGAAAGGUGGGCAACCACAAGGGUAUUUGCCAAACCUGUAGUCUGGUGGGGGCGUUGCUUUGCAAGUGAUGUGCGGAGACUUUCUGUAAGAUCACAUCACAGUGAUGAAAUGAUUGUUGAAGAUCUGAGAAAUGAUGUGUUUAUAAAGGGAAUGGAUUUAUGGAUCCGUCAAUGGUGUGGGACAUCUGUACUAGGUGGCCUAAGGAUUUUCUACAAUGGUGACAGAGAGGUGAAGUUUGGAAGUGACUCCAGUCACUGUGAACACCAUGAAUUUCAUCUGGAAGAAAAUGAGAGGAUUGUUAGAGUUGAAGUAAACUCUGGACUGAUGAUCAACCAGCUCCAAUUUUUUUCAAACAAGAAAGACGAUAAUGGAGAACCUAAAUGUUAUGGUCCUUAUGGAGGGGAUGGUGGAGGAUUCUUCUCUGAAACUCCACCAGGGUCAUACGGUUUCCUGGCAGGAAUUGGUGCUGCAGUAGUUUACUCACAAGGUGAAGAAGGUAUCACCAGACUUCAGUUUGCUUGGAGGACCUAUGUGUUUCCUGGCAACCAAGAGCCAAUGAAAAGCAGAUGCAGUGUUAAUGAUUACUUCCAUGAUUACGAUGAUGAUGAUGAUGAUGAUGAUGAGAACUUUACAUUUACAGGAUGGGGAUGGGUGUGAUAUUAAAGAAAGGAUAAGACUUUGUUUGGGACUAAAAAUGGUGAAUAAACAUGUCACGACCUUUUCUGCAUUUAUGAAAUUGAUUAAAAACUUUUAAAGAACUCAGUUGGCACUUUUACUCUGGUGUGAGCAAUCACAAACUUUGUUUCAUUUUUAUUGUUCAAUUUCAGGCAUGUGCUCAUUGGUUAAUUCAAAUGAUGUGAAUUUUAAUGACAUAAUAUGUUUUGUUGUAUGUGCGAAAAAAAAAUGUGGAUUUGGGAUUUUUGAGUCAAACUAGACUUGUCAUGUUCCUGCAGUAUUUAGAGGGGUUUUCUAAUCAUUUUACAGACUUUGAGGGCUGUUGGGAAAACUGUCAGAUUAAUACAUAUAUAGUUAAUCUGGUGGUUUUAAUAACAGUUUCAAAUAGAUUCUAGUCACUUUAGUCAUAUUGGUAUGAUGGUUAAAUACCUGUCUCAAACACUGUAUUUUCCAUCUGACGUAUGAAAAGCAACUUUGGAACUUUCAAAACUGUAAGGAUAAUUUUUAUGUGGUGAGAAAUAUUCUUUAUAAUACAGUUUGAUACAAAGUCAGAAACAAGGGUAAGAUUGCCGCACAGCCCCUUACUUCAUAGUUCUUGGAUAAAGAUGGCUAACAAAUAAUUGAUUGCCUUUGGGACUGUGGCUUUGUUUUAGAGUGAUAUGAGGCUGUGCGGAAAUCUUUCUGGAACAAGAUUAGAACAUUGCACUACAGUGGGAACAGUUAACUGAAAUGUGCAUAAAAUAUAUGAAAUGAUAAAUGUCAUUCAAAACAUUUCAA
This is a messenger RNA of Pocillopora verrucosa, 1794 nucleotides long. The record is from RefSeq and is a predicted model, not a curated record. NCBI's taxonomy places the organism in Eukaryota, Metazoa, Cnidaria, Anthozoa, Scleractinia, Pocilloporidae.